GCCCCAGAUGUUAACCCCUUCCUGCCCAGUUGCCAUUAGUACAGUGUCAGUGUUUUUUUUUUUUUUCACUGAUCACUGUAUUGGUGCCACUGGGGAUGUCAGUGACCCCAAGUCAGUUCCCCCCCAGGGUCAGAAUGUCCGCUGCAGUCCCGCCAUAAGUCGCUGAUCGCCGCCAUUAUUAGUAUAAAAAAAAAUUAAAUAUUCAGUAUAUAUAUUGCCAUUUGUAAAUGCUAUAACUUUCACGUAAACCAAUUAAUUUACACGUAUUUGGAUUUACACGUAUU
Messenger RNA from Staurois parvus, 284 nucleotides. Lineage: Eukaryota; Metazoa; Chordata; Amphibia; Anura; Ranidae. The record is from the annotation of a GenBank genome assembly.